AAACCCAACGAUGGAGAGGGCGGGAAGAAUGAAUCCAAUUAGCUUGGGUUGAUGGGAUGGCAUGGUUCAGCAUUGCAGGCGUAGUCCUACUUAUGCAACAGUCUCUUAUCUAUAAUAAAUGUAUUGUUCUGUCUCCAACCUAAAUGUGUUCUUCGCCAUAUACUGACGAUGGUCACAACACGAGUGAGUCAAGGUAGAAAAUGAUGUGACAUCCACGUAAAAUCUUGAAGAUUAGGCAUUUAUAUCAUAACAAAUCUACAAUUUUAGGAACGCGUCUAUUAUCAGAGCGGUACGAAUUUCGAAGUAGACCAUAAUUCUGAAGUAAUACAAUUCACUAUCCAUCUGUCACUUCAGAAAGCCUGUUUCACGUGUGCUUGUCCGACAAAUACACUGGAUAUUGGAAAUUAGACUGCGCGUUAACAUAUCCAACCUUGACUCAAUGACGCUAAACCUUACCAACAAUUUCGCUAUUUGGAUCAGCCAAUGGAGACGAGACUGGCCCCAUCCACCCACAGCAUCACUGGUUAUAAAUAUCGAGCUGUAAUUGCCUCGUUAAUUAUCUUGCCUAGCCGAGUUCAGUCGAAAUGUCUAAAGUUAAGGUUGGAAUUAUUGGGGGUUCUGGAUUCGAUGACCCAAAUUUAUUCAAGAAAGUAGGAGUGCGACAAAUGACUACUCCGUUUGGAAAGCCGUCAGAUGCCCUUAUCGAAGGUUUUGUUGGAGAUGUUGCAUGUGUUGUGCUUCCCAGACAUGGUAAAGGACACUUAAUUCCGCCCAGCGAAGUCAACUAUCGCGCCAACGUUUGGGCGUUGAGAGAUCUCGGGUGUACUCAUAUAUUAGCUACCAACGCUUGUGGUAGUCUACAGGAGGACUUAGUACCCGGAGAUUUCGUUGUUCUCAAUCAGUUUUUGGAUAAAACUUGGGGUCGUGAAAAUACGUUUUAUGGAAGUAAACCUGAUUCAUUGAAAGGAGUUCUACAUAUGCCGAUGGCAGAACCAUUUUGUGAAAAAACACGUCAGAUGUUAAUCCAAGCGGCCAGAAAUAAAUCAAUAAAUGUUUAUGACAAAAAAACCAUGGAUAAAUCCGCCUGUAUUCAUCCAUGUGUACAUACUGAAGGUUCUGCAGUAACUAUCAAUGGUCCACGUUUUUCAACUCGUUGCGAAUCAUUUGUUCAUAAGGCAAUGGGAUUGGAUAUAGUUAACAUGACAUUAGUUCCUGAAGUUUCAUUGGCUCGUGAAGCUGGUUUAAGUUAUGCUUCUAUAGCAAUUGUUACCGAUUUUGAUUGUUGGAAAGCAGAUGAGGAACAUGUCUGUGUUGAUAUGGUUUUGGAACAGUUUCGUAAAAGUAUUGUUCACGUUAGAGAAAUUCUAUUAGAGGCUGUGGCAUUGAUUGGUGCUGAAGACUGGACAACAACCAUUGAAGCAAAUAAGGCGCUAGUGUCGAGCUCGCGUCAAGACUUACUUCAUCAAGAUAGUAAGGGCAAAUAAAUAUGAGGAUAAUCGGAAUUUAUUGUCUGUGAACAUGAACAAAUGAAGUUUAAUUGACUAUUUUACAAAUAAAGAUUUCAAAGAAUGUUCUUAUUUAAUUGACAGUAAUUAUGAAAUUGAAUAUUUUUCAUGACAAGUGUUUUCUACUUUUAAUUGGUUGUUUUGUUAGAAUCCUAUGAAAUUUGUAUUUGAGAAUAAAACUUAAAACAAU
Messenger RNA from Schistosoma margrebowiei, 1695 nucleotides. The record is from the annotation of a GenBank genome assembly. Lineage: Eukaryota; Metazoa; Platyhelminthes; Trematoda; Strigeidida; Schistosomatidae.